Molecule: messenger RNA, 382 nt
Organism: Staurois parvus
Lineage: Eukaryota; Metazoa; Chordata; Amphibia; Anura; Ranidae
Source: the annotation of a GenBank genome assembly
UCACCCGGGUGCUGGUCUUCCCCCCUUACAGUCCAUCAUGAAUGCUGCUGCCAGACUCCUCCACCUUACCAGUCAUUCCAUGUCUGCCACCCCUCUCUGCCAAUCCCUCCACUGGCUUCCAUUCAGUGUCCUCCAUCCCUCUCUGCCAAUCCCUCCACUGGCCUCCAUCCCUCCCUGCCAAUCCCUCCACUGGCUUCCAUUGUGUCCUCCAUCCCUUUCUGCCAAUCCCUCCACUGGCCUCCAUCCCUCUCUGCCAAUCCCUCCACUGGCUUCCAUUCAGUGUCCUCCAUCCCUUUCUGCCAAUCAAUCCCUCCACUGGCCUCCAUCCUUCUCUGCCAAUCCCUCCACUGGCUUCCAUUCCGUGUCCUCCAUCUCUCUCUGC